AUGAGGAAGAGCUGGGCUGCCUGGUCCUGGGUCGUGGUGCUCCUGGUUGCUCUCAUCAGUGAGCCUGCCUUUUGCCGCAGGGGAGGAGGGAGAGGAGGCGGCAGCAGCGGGGGCAGCAAAAGCGGAGGGUCAUCGCGCGGCGGGUUCCACUCUCUGCCAAAGAGCAGCAGCAGCGGGCAAAGCUCCAGCGGCAGCCGUGGUGCGAAGCUGGCAGGGGCUGCAGCAGUGGGGGCAGCAGUGGGAUACGGCCUGAGCUCCCUUGGGAGGUCUCGCUUCUCCCGAGGAGGGCACAGCUCUUCCACGGCCGGCAAGCAGAUGACGCAGCCCGGAUUCCAGAACCCCAACUGGUCGGAUCCCAUGAUGCAAGGCGGGCUCUACAGUCAAGCGCCCAAGGACCCUCGGGCAGGGACCCUCUUGACCUUCUCCCCGGUGGUGUGGGGGGUCACCUGCCUCCUGCUCCAGGGCUGAGGCGGAGCCCUCUCGUCCCCAGAGAGGAGCAUGCCCAGGAGGGCAUUGUUUUGCUGUGCUGUGAAGGAUGGCGUUUGCUGUCGCUUGUAGUGAGAAAGAGGCUGGCAUGAGAUUCAGCAGUGGCAAAGGUCAGAGCCAGCCUGCCCAUGAGGUGGGCUGAGGAAGCAGAACCCCAAGAGGCAGUGCCCCACUGCCAGUGCAGAAGUGGUGGCGGCUUCCGAUGAGAAAUCUCACGAGAUCUCGCCAAAACCUCACAAGCUCUAACCGGAACCCAGUGCUGCUGUCCCUGCUUUGCUGUCCCCGCCACAUUAGCCCAGGGAAUACAGUGGU
This is a messenger RNA of Zootoca vivipara (common lizard), 798 nucleotides long. The record is from RefSeq and is a predicted model, not a curated record. Lineage: Eukaryota; Metazoa; Chordata; Lepidosauria; Squamata; Lacertidae.